Messenger RNA from Dipodomys ordii (Ord's kangaroo rat), 1427 nucleotides. RefSeq names its product immunoglobulin superfamily containing leucine-rich repeat 2 (gene Islr2). Gene Ontology annotation, molecular function: protein binding. Bases 45 to 1427 code for a protein of 460 amino acids. The transcript is spliced from 5 exons. NCBI's taxonomy places the organism in Eukaryota, Metazoa, Chordata, Mammalia, Rodentia, Heteromyidae. Gene Ontology annotation, biological process: positive regulation of axon extension. Gene Ontology annotation, cellular component: cell surface. The record is from RefSeq and is a predicted model, not a curated record.
CACAGGCUGCGCGUCCUGAGAGCCGGCGAGCCGCAGGAGCUGCGAUGGCGCCCGUGCGCGGCCUGUGGCUGGCGUGGGCACUGUUAGGAGUGGCCGGCGCGUGCCCGGAGCCGUGCGCCUGCGUGGACAAGUACGCCCAUCAGUUCGUGGACUGCGCGUACAAGGAUCUGCGCGAGGUGCCCGAAGGUUUGCCAGCCAACGUGACCACGCUCAGCCUGUCGGCCAACAAGAUCGCGGUGCUGCGGCGAGGGGCCUUUGCCAACGUCACCCAGGUCACGUCGCUGUGGCUGGCGCACAGCGAGGUGCGCACGGUGGAAUCGGGGGCUCUGGCCGUGUUGAGUCAGCUCAAGAAUCUCGACCUGAGCCACAACCUCAUCUCUAAUUUCCCUUGGAGCGAUCUGCGCAAUCUGAGCGCGCUGCAGCUGCUCAAAAUGAACCACAACCGGCUGGGCUCGCUGCCCCGGGACGCGCUCGGGACGCUGCCGGACCUGCGCUCCCUGCGCAUCAACAACAACCAGCUGCGCACGCUGGAGCCCGGCACCUUCGACGCCCUGAGCGCCCUGUCGCACCUGCAGCUUUACCACAACCCCUUCCACUGCGGCUGCGGCCUCGUGUGGCUGCAGGCCUGGGCCGCCAGCACGCGCGUCUCGCUGCCCGAGCUGGAUUCCAUCGCGUGCGCCUCGCCCCCGGAAUUGCACGGAGUGCCCGUGCACCGCCUCUUCGUGGCCCUCGCCAACGGUUCUCUGUGGGUGCCGACCCUGAGCGCCAAGGAGGCCGGCGUCUACACCUGCCGGGCGCACAAUGAGCUCGGCUCCAACUCCACGGCCGUGCGCGUGGCCGUGGCGGCGGCCGGGCCCCCCAAACACGCUCCCGGCGAGGGGGGACCCGAGGGCGGCCAGGCCCCGACCCCCGAGCGCAAAUCCACCGCCAAAGGCCGGGACAACAGCGUGCUGCCCGCCAAACCCGAGGGCAAAGGCAGCAAAGGCCAAGGCCAGGCCGGGGCGGUGGGCGGCGGCGGCGGCGGGGAGGCGGACGCGGAGCUGCGGGAGGAGGAGGAGGAGGAAGGGGAAGGGGAGGAAGAGGCGGGGGAGGAGCGGGAAGGGCGGAUCCCCGCCGCCGGCGCGCGGGAGCAGCACUGCGGCCGCGGCGACCCCACGCGCUACGUGUCCAACCACGCGUUCAACCAGAGCGCGGAGCUGAAGCCGCACGCGUUCGAGCUGGGCGUCAUCGCGCUGGACGUGGCGGAGCGCGAGGCCCGGGUCACCUGUCCCCUGGCCAGCCGUGGCCCUGGUCCCCUGGCCGGGCUGAGUCGCUUCGCCCCCGGAAGCACAGAGGGUGCCAGCCCAGAGACCCCCAACUCACCUGUCCAUAUGCCAGCCAUUCCCAACCCCUUCCUGAUGGGGAAGCGAAUUCCACUGGCCCCCUAA